AUGAACGGCCACGAUUGGUUCUUAGUCUUUAUCGGAUUCUUCUGUACGUAUAACAAUACACAUUCCCCAAUCUCGGGUGUGUGUCUGUGUGUGUGUGUGUGGUAUCUGCUGCCCUCGUGGAUGGAGAGAAGGGGGCAGGGGGGCAGUAAAAUGUAGAGCUCCAACUAACAAACUGCAUGCCAGUCCCACCAAUCCCAGUUGCGGUUAAAAGAGGUGUUUGUUCAGCAGAUUUCUGGAUCAACAUCUUGCUUUGCCUUUUGGGUUUCUUCCCAGGCUUAUUGCAUUGCUACUAUAUCAUAUCAGUCUACCCUUAUGAUGAAGGGUACCAGCCUUUCGAUGAAAGCAGACCUGGCAGAAGCUACGGCGCUGCGGAAACUUCGAACUGA
Molecule: messenger RNA, 386 nt
Organism: Lodderomyces beijingensis
Lineage: Eukaryota; Fungi; Ascomycota; Pichiomycetes; Serinales; Debaryomycetaceae
Source: the annotation of a GenBank genome assembly